This is a messenger RNA of Pleuronectes platessa (European plaice), 690 nucleotides long. RefSeq names its product ras-related protein Rab-6B. The record is from RefSeq and is a predicted model, not a curated record. NCBI's taxonomy places the organism in Eukaryota, Metazoa, Chordata, Actinopteri, Pleuronectiformes, Pleuronectidae. The coding region runs from base 64 to 690 and encodes 208 amino acids. Gene Ontology annotation, molecular function: GTPase activity; GTP binding. The transcript has 8 exons.
GCGGCGCCGCAAGAACCCACUCACUUAAGGAACCAUCCGAGUCGAGCUCUCUUAUCUGCCACCAUGUCAGCUGGAGGAGAUUUGGGGAACCCCCUGAGGAAAUUUAAACUGGUGUUUCUGGGCGAGCAGAGCGUGGGGAAAACAUCUCUCAUCACUAGAUUCAUGUACGACAGUUUCGACAACACGUAUCAGGCGACCAUCGGAAUCGACUUCCUAUCGAAGACGAUGUACCUUGAAGACCGAACAGUAAGGCUCCAACUGUGGGAUACAGCUGGACAGGAACGUUUCAGGAGCCUCAUCCCGAGCUACAUACGAGACUCUACUGUAGCUGUGGUUGUCUAUGACAUCACAAAUGUGAACUCCUUCCAGCAGACCUGCAAAUGGAUCGAUGAUGUCAGGACAGAGAGAGGAAGUGAUGUCAUCAUCAUGCUUGUCGGCAACAAAACAGAUCUGGAAGAGAAGAGGCAAAUCACGAUUGAGGAAGGCGAGCAGAGAGCCAAAGAGCUGAACGUCAUGUUCAUCGAGACCAGUGCCAAAACAGGCUGCAAUGUCAAACAGCUGUUUCGUCGGGUUGCAGCAGCCCUACCUGGAAUGGAAAGCUUGGACGAUGCAAAUCCUGAAGGCAUGAUCGACAUCAAGCUGGACAAACCGGCAGAGCCUAGCGUCCCCGAGGGCGGGUGCUCAUGUUAA